CCCCUCGCACGUAAUUGCACGCCGCAGGAGAAGCAGCGGAUAGGGUUCAAUCGCCCUGCUUGGCCUGUACACACACAGCGAUGGUUGGGUAGACAAGGAACACAGCUGCUGAUGGAGGUGGGGGGUGUAUAUCAAAAUGCUGUUUCUCUGUGGAGGCUCACUGAGUUCAAGGGCAAACCCAGUUGUGCAAAGUGAAUCUAAUGAAAAACAAAAUGCAUCGUAAAUAUGUUCUAAAUAUGAGUGGGACUAGAAGCCGAGUUUAUGUUUAGCUUUGUAAAGCAUGGCCACGUCAGGCAGGCUGCGGUUGCUGGUGGAAGCAGUCUGCAGUCUAAAUGGGGCUAAUUGAAUUAGCUUUUCCCCCAGGGCUCCUGACUCUGUUUUUCCUUGAGGGUUUUUGUUUUAUUGGUGUCACACAGCCAAGUACAUGCAAUAUACCUGGUAAAGGUUAAUUUAUGUGUGCAGUAUGCAGGGUUAUUUUACAGUGUGUUUGUUUUGAUGAUUUGAUGGCAAUCUUUGCCAUCAGUAUGUUGGCUUCAGUUGUUGUGUAUCCACGAUAUUUGUGGAAUACUGAAAGGCGAAUCUUGAAAGCCCUGCCAUCCGCAGGGUCACACUCACACUAACCCUCUUAGAAUUUCCAUUGAGUAUUGGAAUGAAUGCAUGUCCUGUUUGACAUUGAUCUCUGAAGAUUAAUAGGGGUGACAUAAAACUAUCAAACAGGCCAGUGAAAAAGCAGGAAAAUUGGUGUGUGUGCGUGCAAACACGCGCGUGAGUCCCUUGCUGUUUGUGUGUAUGCGUCUUUGUCUGUGUAUGCAUGCUUGUGUGAGUGAGUGUGAGCUUGUGCUUGCUUUUCUUUUUAAGGGGGAAAGCCUGCCCACAUUCCAAUGCAUUCAUGUGUCAGCUUGACGGAUGGAUCCCAAGGCGAGGACCAAAUUGGCCCACUUCUCAAGAAAUUCCCAAUGAAACAGACACCCCCACACUCGCUGAUGCAAAAUGGACUCAGAUCCUCGCCCCACCAGCUCACCUCCUGUCCUUGAACCCUGCUCUGACCCACACUGACCUCAGCCCACGGGACAGCCCUCUCAACUUCAAGCCUCUACUGGAACCUCCGACCUCUGGUGGCCCGUCUCUGGCCGAGGUCUUGGUGCCAGAUGUUAAGCAAAGCCUGGAGCUUCCCCCGGAGGCCCGGAGUGAAGAGCGCCCAGCGGACGUCCACAGCCCACCUCUGCUACAGCCCAACAUUGGCAAGCUAGUGAGCGCCGACGGCCAGGCACUGGCCUCCUCUCCAUCCACCGGGGCGCUCAAAAACAGCUGCUUGCCCGGGCCGAGCUGCAACGGUCUCGUUGAGGUCUCGCAGGCCAGUGAUGAUCCAAGCCCUGCUGCUGCACAUUGGCCUGACUCCCUGGGCAUAGGGCCUAGAGGCCAGAGGAAGAAGCAGGGUGAAGGAGCUUGUUUUAACAACACUCAUUUCUCUUUUCCUGAGGAAGGGCUUGGGUGUGGGGCAGCGUGCUUGAAGAAUGGAACCUCAUCAGCUGAGUCGGAGGCCACAGAAGCAAGCAAGAGCGAUGACGGUGUAUCCGUCAGCUCAGAGGAAAGCAAAAUGGGGGAAUACAGUUCCGCGCUUCUUGAAGGGAACAGUUCUGAGACAGUGGAAACAGUUUUGCAGGAGAACUGUACUGGCCCUCCCAAGAUGGUGGCAGACAAAGAGUGUGGCAUGGAUGCAUUUCGGAAUGGCAGACCACUCGAGGCUGAGAGGGAGAAGGACAGCCAGGUUAUGUGCCAGAAGCAAAAAGAACUGGAGAAUCAUGAAGAUUCCCUAGUUGAAUCACCACAUGCGGAGAGACCUCAACCCAAUGGCCUGGUUGAGGAACGAGAUGGAGAUGGAUAUGGCCUGCCUCUAGCUCCUUCAAAGGAGGACUCUGUGACCGAGGAGAAGGAGAUGGAGGAGAGCAAGCAGGAGUGUUGCGAGUUGGGCCGCGGCGGCCCUGAAUUGGGAGGUAAACUCAACAACGGGCGCCUGCAGCUGGGCAGUGUGCCCUAUGGCGGUGCCCGACCCAAGCAGCCCCUCAGCCUGAAGCUGCAGAUACCCCGACCACUCUCAGGCCAGGUGCAGAAUGAGCUGGGCUCCUUGGGCAGGAACAAGAACCUGCAAGCCCAGUGCAGGGUGGCUGCUGGCUCCGAGUCGUCCUGUGGGGUGACGGACUCUGGGGCUGGGAGGGUGAACGUUGAGAGUGGGGAUGGUUCCUCGGGCCUGCACGACCCAUUGGAGAAUCCUGACAAUGACCUACAGGCGGGCCAGCAGGGGGUGCUGUCAAGGAAGCCUUUCAGCUCCCUGGGGGAGGUGGCGCCUGUGUGGGUGCCGGACUCCCAGGCACCCAUCUGCAUGAAGUGCGAGGUCAAGUUCACCUUUACCAAGAGAAGGCAUCACUGUCGGGCCUGUGGCAAGGUUUUUUGUGCAGCAUGUUGUAGCCUCAAGUGCAGGCUGAUGUACAUGGACAGGAAGGAGGCACGGGUCUGUGUGAUCUGUCACCAAGCUCUCCUGAAUGCUCCGUCAUGGGAGAACUCCGCAGGUGGCUGCACCCAGAGCCCAAACCCUAACAACCCAGCGGAGUACUGCUCCACUAUUCCCCCUCUGCAGCAGGCUCAGGCGUCAGGGGCCCUCAGCUCACCCCCACCCACCGUCAUGGUGCCUGUCGGGGUCCUCAAGCAGCCAGGCAUGGAUGGUUCUCUCCCUCGUGAGCAGAGGCGGGUGUGGUUCGCUGAUGGGAUUCUACCAAACGGAGAGACUGCAGACUCCACUAAAGAACCUAGUCCAGACCCCAACCCCUCCCAGCCCCUCAAUGUCUCCCAGUUCUCCAGCAAAUCCCAGGCAGCCAGCCCACUGGAGGCCAUCCAGGCCACUGGGGCUCAGAUGAGCAGCCCUGUGGGUAGCUCAGUCAGCCUGAUCCCAGAUGACGGCCUUCCUCCCAUCCUCAUCUCCACAGGCGUCAAAGGAGGUACGGGAGGCUACAUCACAGACUACGCUGUGGAAGAGAGGCCAUCCGAGAUCCAGCUUCUACAACAGCUUGAGGAGGGUGGGCCGGACCCGCUCGUGUUCGUGCUCAACGCCAACCUGCUCGCCAUGGUUAAACUGGUCAACUAUGUAAACAGGAAGUGCUGGUACGUGACGACGAAGGGCAUGCACGCUAUGGGCCAGGCGGAGGUGGUGGUACUGUUGCAGUGUCUCCCUGAUGAGAAGAGUAUUCCGAAAGAUAUCUUUAGUCACUUUGUGCAGCUCUACCAGGAGGCCCUCACAGGGAACGUGUUGAGCCACCUGGGCCAUUCCUUCUUUACGCAGAGCUUCCUGGGCAGCAGGGAGCACGGCGGCUUCCUCUACGUGAGCCCCACCUUCCAGUCCCUGCAGGACCUGCUGCUGCCCAACCCGCCCUACCUCUUCGGCAUCCUGGUGCAGAAGUGGGAGACGCCCUGGGCCAAGGUCUUCCCCAUCCGCCUUAUGUUACGCCUGGGAGCCGAGUACAGAUUCUACCCCUGCCCGCUGUUCAGUGUGCGCUUCAGAAAGCCCCUUUUUGGAGAGACUGGUCACACCAUCAUAAACCUGCUAGCGGAUUUCCGGAAUUAUCAGUACACCUUACCAGUGGUUCGAGGUCUGGUGGUGGACAUGGAAGUAAAAAAGACCAGUAUCAAGAUCCCCAGCAACCGCUACAACGAGCUCAUGAAGGCUAUGAACAAGUCCAACGAGCAUGUGCUGGCCAUGGGUGCGUGCUUUAACGAGCAUGCAGACUCCCACCUAGUCUGUGUGCAGAAUGAUGAUGGCAACUACCAGACACAGGCCAUUAGCAUCCACCACCAGCCUCGCAAGGUGACGGGAGCUUGCUUCUUUGUGUUCAGCGGUGCUUUGAAGGCCUCGUCCGGCUAUCUAGCCAAGACCAGCAUUGUUGAAGAUGGAGUUAUGGUGCAGAUUACAGCAGAAACAAUGGAGGCCUUGCGUCAGGCACUGAGAGAGAUGAAGGACUUCACUAUUGUCUGUGGGAAAGCUGAUCAGGAGGAAAACCAGGAACAAGUCUAUAUUCGGUGGAUAGAGGAUGAUUUAAAUUUCAAUAAAGGAGUCAUCAGCCCCAUUGAUGGAAAAUCUAUGGAGUCUAUCGCUAGUGUAAAGAUCUUCCACGGCUCGGAAUACAAAGCCAAUGGCAAAGUAAUCCGCUGGACAGAGGUGUUUUUUCUUCAGAGUGAGGAUCAGCCCAACAGCCUGAGCGAUCCAGCAGAGCACAGCCGCCUCACAGAGAACGUGGCACGGGCUUUCUGCAUGGCUCUGUGCCCUCAUCUCAAACUGCUCAAAGAGGACGGCAUGGCCAAACUAGGCCUGAGGGUUACACUCGACUCUGACCAGGUGGGCUACCUGGCUGGCAGUAAUGGGCAGCCACUGCUCCCGCAGUAUUUGAGCGAGCUGGAUUGCGCCUUGAUCCCUGUCAUCCACAGUGGAGCAUGCCAGUUGAGUGAGGGUCCUGUGGUCAUGGAGCUCAUCUUCUACAUCCUAGAGAUUAUCUCCUAAAGAGGAAUGUUAUUCUCUCCCCCCGGUCUCCUCCCGUCCGAUGUUCUUUCUCCCACUAUCUUUUUCUCUCUCAUUUGCACUUCAAAGAUCCUGAAAGCCGUGUUGGGGGAAAAUGUAAGAUGCAGCAUUCUUCCAGACCAUCUAUGCACCACAACCCCGACAGUGCAUCUCUACAGGGGUCUCAACCUCAGACUGUGCUGUGUUCUUUCUCCUCCACUGUGGAAGCCAGAGCAGGAGCCCCUGAGCAAGAUCUCGUUGCAGUAAGCGGAACGUACCAUGCACGAUAGGGGGCGAACCCUCAUGAGGUCCAGAACCUAAGUGGAAAAAAACAAUGAACCAUUGGAAGCGGUGAACUGCAGGAGGAAGACCUGCUCUGGGUGAGCAUUCCUUUAGAUUCUGCUGCCCAGUACCUGGAGCUGGUGUUUAGCAGGAAACAAGAGAGAUGGACAAUGCUGAGCUUCAGUCUCACCUCUUAGCUUUAAAAAUCACAUGAUGCUUUAUUUUGACCAAUAUGGACCUUGUAUGGACCUUUCUCUUGAACUGUUCAUUUACUUGUUCACAAGGUAAAUUGCUCCAAAGCUGAAAUGAUGUAGCUUCAUGACAUGCAACCAUAGGAUGGGAGAUGGACUCGCAGGUGAAAAUGAAUAUGGCGCAUGUACAAUUUAUUUAUGGAGUUGGUUACAAAUGGAAUGUUGUUACAUAGAGGUUCUUGUCAACUGAGGCUGGCUUACAAUAAGAUCCACUGGAUAUUUCAAAAGUCCUUCCAGAAGAUAACCAGGAUGCAGUACUUAAGGCAUUUGACAAAGGAACCCCUUUCCUAAAAGGAAUAUACUGCAAAUAUGGAUUAAAAUCAUCCAGUGGUAUACUGGCCCCAUUCUGUUUACAUUUUCCCAGAAGAAAUGGUAUCUGAUGUAUGACUAGUCAAACAAAGGUUAAAACGCACAUCUAUCUUUGGGAUAAUUUAAUUGAGGUCCAUCCCAUCACCUCUCAUGUGAACAGCUCAAGUCUGUAUGACAGUUAUCAAAGAAAUUUCCCUUUCAUAUAAAGAUUAUAUGAGAAAUAGACUUAUUUGCAAUGCAGUGCACUGGAAAUUAAGCCAUUAUCAGGAAAAUAACGGAUAGGGAUGAUGAGCAUUUGUAAUCCGUCCGUUGUCCACUGAUUGGAUUUUUGAUGUGUAGAUACUGUGUGCCUGCUGCAUAGACCAGUUCUGUCAGGGUAAGAAUGGAUUUCAUUGGCUUCUUUUCCUGGUGUUUUUAAAGAUCACGUCGUCAUAAU
Messenger RNA from Electrophorus electricus (electric eel), 5821 nucleotides. The record is from RefSeq and is a predicted model, not a curated record. NCBI's taxonomy places the organism in Eukaryota, Metazoa, Chordata, Actinopteri, Gymnotiformes, Gymnotidae.